AUGAAGAGAAGCCGAAAUUUGUCAGAUCUGCCCAUCCACCUUCAGUCCCGGGAAAGGGAUUCCCUGCAGCAGCUCUUAGUCCUUUCUGACUUUCACCGGUUCCCUUUUGCAGAAGGUGAUUUUUGUUUCCUGGUAAGGCAGGAGAAAUUCCACCUGUGGCUCUUUUCACCUUUCUGCAGACAAGGCAGGUGGAUCUUGGAGCGGCUCUGGGUAGAUGCAACCAGGAAGUCGCAGCCGCCUUGCCUGGACAAGCAGCCAGCCAGCCGCCCACACUCCUGCUCAGAGUUUGCGCCAAGGAGCUCCGGAGCCCUUCCUUGCCCUGCCGAGAAUGGGCCCUUUCCUGCGCUAGGGGGGCGAGCGGCACACUUUAGCCUGGAGGACUCGGCUGCUUUCUCAAGUUUCGCUUCCCUCCUUUACCGCGAGUGUAUGGCUCCUUCGCUGGAAGAGAAGACAGAGACUGCAACCUCUCCCAGGCCCCCGCCUGCCCCCCAUGUGUGGGGCUUGGGGGCUGUGGCUUCCGUUGCCCCCCUUAUCUUGCUGCUGCUGCUCUGCUUCCCCUUCAAAAGGAAAAAACGGCAAUUAUCAACCCGAACUUUUAAGAGGGACCCAUCAGAUCUCAUCAGCGUGACGAGACUGGAAGACCGGCCGAGGCCAGCUGAGAAGACCUUUGAAGAUGGAGAGUUGCACAACAGUAAUCAUCAGGCGGAGGGCCAAACGAAUGGUUUCACUGCAGACUUUGAGCGCAGAAACGCCAGCUCCCCAAAAGAAAUGCGCGCAGUUAGCUCAAACCACCAAACUCUGGAGAAGGCCGGAAAGUCGGAUCCGCACCACCUGGGACCAUCAGGAGCAUUGUGCGCAAAAGCAACUUCCCCGAGCUCGCUGCAGUUCAGGAAACUCCCGAUGACCCCAAAGGAGGCCCGUGCAUCUGAGGCGGAGCCCCUGAAUGGGAACAUCGACAACCAAGUUUACGAAAGCAUCGAGGAAGGAGAAAGGGCAUUAUAUACCAGGGACCGGUUGGAAAGAAGGCAGGGUUCUGACUUGACAAUCAUUAGCAGCGCAGGUUGUGGUGCAACUCCAGGGGACCCGUUUGCAGGAUCCGCCGAAUCACGCAGAAGGGACACAAGGACUAUAGGGUCCAGUGGGGUGCCAGUGCAGCCACCUACAGCCUUGCAGGACAGCCAGUCCCUGGGCCAGGUGCCGGGACCGACACCCGAGGGAGCGGCCCCCAUCCCGACCAGUUAUGACAUGGAGAAAAGGCUGAGCGCCAUGUAUGCCAAGGUGUGCAAGAGGCCCAGGCCAGCGCAGGAGUGGCAGCCGGCAAACCACCGCAAGGCCCCCGAACAGGAAGAGGAGGAGCCGCCCCCCAUCCCAGAGAAGCACUUUGAGAACAUCUACGAGACCUUGAGCCUCGAUGCUGAGGUGCAGGGAGGCGAGACAGCGGGUGCCAUCGCGCCAGCAGAGGUAUGAACCAGGGUUCGGGUGACGGAAGAGCAGAGGGAAGACUCUGGAAAAGACUGGAGACACACACAUGCCCCCCAGAGGUGUCAAGGCUCCUUCCAGGCCCCUCGGACAGAGGGCAGGUGGAAAGGAUUUUGGGACCCAGAAAGCAUUUCAGGAGUUGGGUUCUCCUCUGCCCCAGUAGGCAUUUUCCACGGGACCUGAAGGGUGGAGGGCUUUGGAUGGUGGUGGUGUUCUGUCGUAGGGUGCGGGGGUUGUGGUUGUCCGUGGGUCUUCCAAGAGUCGCACAGGAGCUUGUUGUCACGUGGAACAACAGACUCCGGCUCAAAGCAAGCACAGCUGCAUCCUUU
Molecule: messenger RNA, 1808 nt
Organism: Podarcis raffonei (Aeolian wall lizard)
Lineage: Eukaryota; Metazoa; Chordata; Lepidosauria; Squamata; Lacertidae
Exons: 6
Coding region: 1-1467 (488 amino acids)
Source: RefSeq, a predicted model, not a curated record